AUUUGGCUUCUUUAAGAAUAUAGCGGGAAUAGAUUUACCAAGAGAUUGAAAUUAUUGGAGUCGUUGAUAUUUCAAAAAGGGAUAACAAAUGGAAUGCUAACGCUAAAAAGUUAUUUGCAAGAAAAGACAGAACUCCUUUCGAAUCUCGACGGAAAAGCUGUUUCGAUUGAGACAUUACUGGACGCUCUGCUAGUAUUGUAUGAUGAGUGCUGUAAUUCAUCAUUGAGGCGAGAAAAAACGUUAGCCGAUUUUAUAAAACUGGUGAAACCAGUUGCAACAUUGAUUAAGCAGCUUCGACUAUCUAGAGAUGACUUUGAAACGAUCAAAAUUAUUGGCCGAGGAGCAUUUGGUGAAGUGUGUGUUGUUCGCAUGCUAGCAACUCAGCAGAUAUUCGCCAUGAAAACCCUAAACAAAUGGGAAAUGCUUAAGCGUGCGGAGACUGCGUGCUUUCGAGAAGAACGCGAUGUUUUGGUUUAUGGUGAUAGGCAAUGGAUAACAAAUUUGCAUUAUGCGUUUCAGGAUGAUAGCAAUUUGUAUCUUGUUAUGGAUUAUUACUGUGGAGGCGACUUGCUGACUCUUUUAAGUAAAUUUGAGGACCGUUUGCCGGAGGAUAUGGCCAAAUUUUAUAUUGCCGAAACGAUUUUGGCGAUAGACAGCAUACAUAAACUGCAAUAUGUACAUCGAGACAUAAAGCCGGACAAUUUGGUACUCGACAUGAAAGGACAUAUUCGCUUAGCUGAUUUCGGUUCUUGUUUGCGUAUUGGGCCAGACGGUAUGGUUCAAUCUAACGUCGCCGUUGGUACUCCCGAUUACAUUUCACCUGAAAUACUCCGAGCAAUGGAAGAUGGCCAGGGUAGAUACGGAGCUGAAUGUGACUGGUGGUCUCUUGGUGUAUGUAUGUAUGAAAUGUUGUACGGUGAGACACCGUUUUAUGCGGAAAGUCUUGUGGAAACCUACGGAAAGAUAAUGAAUCAUCAAAACUGCUUCGAUUUUCCGCCACAAGAGAGUUUGGACUAUAUUGUGUCGGAAGCAGCAAAAGAUUUGAUGCGAAAACUCAUUUGUGCACCUGAAAAUCGAUUGGGGCAAAAUGGAACUGAUGAUUUCAAAAGUCAUCCAUGGUUUGCUGGCCUAGAUUGGGAUAGCCUUAGAUACAGCCAGGCUCCCUAUAUACCCGAAGUAUCAAGUCCAACGGAUACAUCCAAUUUCGAUGUAGAUGACACUGACAUACAUUUAUCGGACACUAUGCCACCGGCAGCAAAUCUUGCCUUUUCUGGCCUGCACUUACCAUUCAUUGGAUUCACUUUCACGCAAUGUAGUUCUUUAUCGGAUUUAGGAAAAGUAGAAAAUGCUUGUAGCAAUUUUAAUAACGAUGUAGAUAGAACUAUGAACCUUGAAAUCACGGAUGAAAAAUGUAAUCUAAUUGAAGAAAUAAAUACGCUGAAAAAGAAAAACUAUGAACUUGAGCAUAAAUUAAAAAACCUCGAAAUUAUCGAGAAAGCAACUUCCGAUGAAUGUAACGCCUCAUAUUUAUUACGAAUGAAGGAGUUGGAACAAGAGUUGAACGAUGUGAAGCGGGAAAAGGGUCAUGCAACAAAAGAGUACAGCGAAGCGCUAGAUCGAAUAAAGGCUCAAGAAGCUGAAUUGAAAGAUGCAAUUUGCCAACGCAAAUUGGCGAUGAUGGAAUACGCAGAGGUUACCGACAAAUUAUCCGAAUUACGUUCUCAAAAACAAAAACUAUCACGACAGGUUCGUGAUAAAGAGGAAGAACUUGAAGCGGUUAUGAAAAAAAUAGACAGCCUUCGAAACGAUCUUCGAAAAGCUGAUAAAAAUCGGAGGGAGCUUGAGCUACGAGUGGAGGAUGCAAUGACGGAUGCGGCAAAAGAGAAGAAACAAAGGGAACGCUCUGAGGAAUUUUGUCGCCAGUUACAAUCAGAAUUGCGUAGUAAAAGUAAUUCAGAUACAAGCUCCGCCUUUCCAGCCAAUGAACCCUCAAGAUAUGAAAUCGAACGAAUAGAAGUCCAAUAUUCUGAAAAACUAAAUCAGCAGCAAACGCGCUAUAACAUGGAAAUAUCAGAGCUGCGAGAACAGCUGAUGGAAUCGGAAAAGAAUCGAGAUUUCUUAAUAAUGGAACUACAAAAAACUCGUGAAAAGUGUGAUAUAAGUAGAUUAGAAUCUCAAAAUGAUACUGUGGACACUUUAAGUGAGCAAAAAAAGAUGUACGAACAAGAAAAAAGCAUUUGGAUAGAGGAAAAAAGAAGGCUUUUAUCAGAAAUGGAAAAUUUAAAUCAAGCCAUAAGGCAACUACAAACAAAACAAGUCGAAGAUCAAAGCAAUAGCGAGGAAUUAAGGUCAAAACGACAAGCAAUUAUGCAAUGGGAACGUCAGAUGUCGGAAAUAAUACAGUGGGUAUCGGAUGAAAAAGAUGCUCGAAGCUACUUACAAGCUUUAGCAACCAAAAUGACUGAAGAAGUUGAAUAUCUAAAACACUCAGAUAUAUAUGCGUAUGCACAAAUAGGAUCAUUUCAACAAACCUACGAUACGAAAAAUUGGCGUAAUAGACGUUCACAAAAACUCGAUAAGAUGGAGUUAUUGAAUUUGCAGAGUUCACUUCAGGCUGAGAUUCAGGCAAAAACACUUAUUUCGGAAGAACUAAGCCGAACGCGAGCAGAAUUGAUUGCAACUCAAAAGGAUCUUCGUGAGAGCCGUAACCGCUGUGAUUCUGCAUUGCAUGAGCUUCAUCACAAGGAAAAUGAAAUUCGGGACAUACAAAAAUCAUUAGAAACUUCUGAAGGAUUUUUGGAAAUAACUGAUAUUGAUGCUGACAGUAAUAUCUCCAGGGACGUUAUGGGUAGCUCAUUUAAUAACAAUAUGUCACUCGGGAAUUUGAAGCAAAACCCAAAUUCUUCUGCUACUUCAAGUAGCUCAUAUGCGAUGCGAUAUCCUCAAAACUCCAAGCUUGAAUCUCUUUAUCCAUAUUAUAUGGUAGAGAAGAAGCAUUAUCUGUCGACAGAUUAUAAAAACGAACAGGACAAUAAUGAAUUGGACGACAUUCACGGGCAUCAUAGCAAGUCAAGCUCAAAAAGUAGCCUUAGUGUAAAGCCUAUUGAUCUGCAUUCCUCGAAUGUACCAACAACAAAAGUGCAUCAGUUUUUGGUUAGGACUUUCAGCAGCCCAACAAAAUGCAACCACUGUACUUCACUGAUGGUUGGCCUCACUAGGCAGGGCGUUGUAUGUGAAUUCUGUGGCUUCGCUUGCCACACAAUUUGCUGCCAGAAAGUUCCUACAAUAUGUCCUGUCCCAAUUGAUCAAACGAAACGUCCUUUAGGCAUCGACCCGACCCGAGGAAUCGGCACAGCAUAUGAAGGAUAUGUAAAAGUGCCAAAGAUGGGCACGAUCAAAAGGGGGUGGGUACGUCAAUUUGUGGUCGUGUGCGACUUCAAGUUGUUUUUAUAUGAUAUAUCGGCGGAAAGAAGUGCUUUACCUAGCGUGAACGUCUCACAAGUCUUGGACAUGAGAGAUCCUGAGUUUGCGGUCGCCAGUGUUCGAGAGAGCGACGUCAUACAUGCUACGAAAAAAGAUGUGCCAUGUAUAUUUAGGAUUAAGACAUCUUUAAUUGAAGGAGGGCCAACUUGUAAUACGCUAAUGUUGGCGGAUAAUGAAACCGAGAAGAGGAAAUGGGUAGUUGCUUUGGGCGAAUUGCAUCGCAUUCUAAAACGUAACAAUCUUCCCAAUACAGCUAUUUUUAAAGUGCAAGAAGUACUUGAUAGCUCUCUUACUAUUGUGAGAAGCGCUCUAAGCUCUGUAAUCGUUUAUCCUGAUCAGUUUUUAUUGGGUACAGAGGAUGGCUUAUAUUGUGUUAAUCUGGAACAAUAUGAAAUAAUUCGUAUUGGUGAGAGUAAGAAGAUUAUUCAAAUGUGGUAUGUUGAGGAAGAGCACAUUCUAGUCAUUUUGUGCGGCAAGCAAAGACAUAUACGUUUACUUCCAAUAAGAGCGUUAGAAGUUAGCGACGUGGAAUGGAUAAAAGUUGCUGACUCCAAAAAUUGUAUCGCAGCAUGUACCGGCGUGAUUCGUCGUUCUCCGACUAAUGUAUAUGCGUUCGUGGUAGCACUAAAACGUCCAACUAAUCAAACACAAGUAGUGGUCUAUGAAAUAAAUCGUAAUCAUUUGCGGCAUCAAAAAAUGUGCGAAUUCACCGUGGCGUAUCCGGUGCAGAGUCUUCAAAUUUUGUCAGAUAUUCGGCUUGUUAUUGGACAUCAAAGUGGAUUUACUGCCUAUUAUUUGCAGGGCGAAGCGACGACUACUUCUUUAAUACAUCCGGAAAAUCAACUGUGUGCCUUUUUAAAUUAUUCGGGCGUUGAUGCUGUUCGUGUUAUUGAAAUACAAUGUCCCGGAGGAAUUUUCGGGGAAUAUUUACUAGUGUUUCAAACCUUAGCUAUUUAUGUGGAUCUACAAGGCAGGAAAUCACGCGAUCGAGAAAUAACAUAUCCAGCUAACCCAACUCACAUAACAUAUUUGGAUGGGCAUUUGCUGGUUUUUUCGGAAACACACGUGGAUAUUUUCAAUACACAAACUGCAGAGUGGGUUCAGUCCAUUGGACUAAAGCGGGCACAACCAUUAGGACCACAAGCAAAUUUUGUUUUAACGUAUGUUAACGACGCUCCGAUAAUUGUGUAUUUAGCUAAUAUACAUACAAAAGAAUUAAUUCAUAUGUGUUCUGCCGAGAAAUCUGGAUCUAAAAAUCCACAGCGCCGAUUUUCCAUUCGUGAAGUAAAUAAAUCAUUUAAAAGCACCAGCGAUAGAAGAUCGAAAAUGAUAUCAGCGCCAACGAAUUUCAAUCACAUUUCGCAUAUGGGACCAGGUGAUGGUAUACAAAAUCAGCGACUUUUGGAUUUACCCACGACCAUAGAAACGGCUGAUCAAAUAAGUAAUCAAUCGUUCAUCAUACGUCAAUCUUCUCUUACCCCACAUUCUGCAGCACGACAAGCGAUAAAUUCUCAAAAUGGAAACCCGCAGAAAACUCAUUCUAUUGAUCAACAGUCGGAGCAGCUUCAUGCACAGGCCCGUUCUCCAAGCCCUGUUUCCAAUUUGAGUUCGCCAAAGGAUCCAUCGGACGUUCAGUCCUAUUUGCCGUUUUAAGAUUUUGCAAUGUAUUAUUUUUAUAUUUAUUU
This is a messenger RNA of Rhagoletis pomonella (apple maggot), 5168 nucleotides long. It is a transcript of the gene gek, whose product is annotated as serine/threonine-protein kinase Genghis Khan. NCBI's taxonomy places the organism in Eukaryota, Metazoa, Arthropoda, Insecta, Diptera, Tephritidae. Bases 94 to 5136 code for a protein of 1680 amino acids. Gene Ontology annotation, biological process: actomyosin structure organization; peptidyl-threonine phosphorylation. Gene Ontology annotation, cellular component: cytoskeleton; cytoplasm. The transcript is spliced from 16 exons. The record is from RefSeq and is a predicted model, not a curated record. Gene Ontology annotation, molecular function: protein serine/threonine kinase activity; ATP binding.